AUGGGCAUACCUGUGCUGUGCACAGUUGACCCGGCUGCAAGUUGUCUCAGGGUGUGUCUCCCACACAGGUCUGUCCACAUCCUCUGCGGGUUCAUCGCUGGGCUGGAGUCUGAGUUUAUGGAGACGCUCUCUGAUGAGGAAGUGCUCCUGUCUCUGACCCAAGUGCUUCGCAGGGUGACAGGAAAUGCCAGGCUCCCUGCGCCCAGGAGCAUGCUGCGCUCCUGCUGGUACAGCGCCCCGUACACCAGGGGCUCCUACAGCUACGUGGCUGUGGGCAGCACCGGGGAUGACAUCGACCUGCUGGCGCAGCCCCUGCCUGAGGAGGGCGCGAAGGCGCAGCUCCAGAUACUGUUUGCAGGGGAAGCCACACAUCGGACAUUUUACUCCACCACGCACGGGGCUCUGCUGUCUGGCUGGAGGGAGGCCGACCGGCUCAUCGCUCUGCAGGACCCCCAGGCGCAGCUGCCGGGGCCCUGGCUCUGAGCCCUGCUCCUACCAUUUUGAGCCCAGCACUGCCCCUCCAGUGCCGGGGGGGUGGGGGGUGGUGGGGAGGGUGACAUCAUCCUUUCCUCUGACAGUGUCUGGCCUGGCUUGAGAUUUGGGGAUGUUAAUGACAGCCUGCCUUUUUUGGUGACUGGGGGCAGCUCUGAUUUUUCAUGUCACUGAGUCUGGCCAGGGCCCAGCUUGAGCUGAGUGCGAGGUCUUCUUGGAGAAAUGAGACACGGGACAACACCACUGCUGCUGAGGGCAUGCAUAUAAAGUUGUUAAAGCCUC
Molecule: messenger RNA, 774 nt
Organism: Leptonychotes weddellii (Weddell seal)
Lineage: Eukaryota; Metazoa; Chordata; Mammalia; Carnivora; Phocidae
Source: RefSeq, a predicted model, not a curated record